UCUGCUCCUUGCUGCUGCUUUCACUUAGUUGCCUGAGUCACUGCUUUGCAGCCUGGCGCUCGCUCACACACUCACACUCACACACACACACACACAAAUCUUUGACAUUUUUCACAUUUUUCAUGAAGAAGGAAGAAGUUAGGAGCGGCCCGGGGCUUGCAAAAUAAAAUCCUCAUAAUAAUCCAAACUCUCCCAGCGUUGUGCUCUGCAAAAGUGACUCGCUCUGAAUCGAGGGAGCUCUUGGGUUUAGUGCCUCGAGUUUUGUUUUCCUUCCCCCCUUUUCUUUUCCUCUAAAAGAUGAAAGAAGGAAUGUUCUUUUUUGCUGCUUCUUCCCCUUCUCCAGAGCUGCUGCUGCUGCUGGUUAAUUGCACAUUCAAGUGGAAAAUUUUCGGGAGUCAGCAGAAAUAUUGUAUCCAAAAAAGACAAAGUCGCAGUUACAACAAAACCGAAGAGAUUGUCCCUGGAAAACUUCCUUUCGGUAGGAAUGAAUUGAUAGCCAGAUACAUCAAACUUAGAACAGGGAAGACACGGACCAGGAAACAGGUGUCUAGUCACAUACAGGUCUUAGCAAGAAAGAAAGUUCGAGAAAUUCAAGCCGCCAUUAAGGUGUCUAGUCACAUUCAGGUUCUUGCCAGAAGGAAAUCUCGUGAUUUUCAUUCCAAGCUGAAGGAUCAGACUGCAAAGGACAAGGCACUUCAGCACAUGGCAGCAAUGUCAUCCGCUCAGAUAGUAUCAGCUACUGCUAUACACAACAAGUUGGGCCUGCCAGGAAUUCCCCGUCCUACAUUUCCUGGUGCACCUGGGUUUUGGCCAGGAAUGAUACAAACAGGGCAGCCGGGAUCCUCACAAGAUGUAAAGCCAUUCGUUCAGCAGGCCUAUCCUAUUCAGCCAACAGUCACAGCUCCCAUUUCAGGGUUUGAGCCUGCAUCAGCUCCAGCACCCUCAGUUCCCGCUUGGCAGGGUCGAUCCAUUGGUACAACCAAACUCAGACUGGUGGAAUUCUCAGCUUUUCUUGAACAACAGAGAGACCCAGAAUCAUACAACAAACACCUCUUUGUGCACAUUGGACAUGCCAACCAUUCUUACAGUGACCCGUUGCUUGAAUCGGUGGACAUUCGUCAGAUUUAUGACAAAUUUCCUGAAAAGAAAGGUGGUUUAAAGGAACUGUUUGGAAAGGGCCCCCAAAAUGCCUUCUUCCUAGUAAAAUUCUGGGCUGACUUAAACUGCAACAUUCAAGAUGAUACAGGAGCAUUUUAUGGAGUAACUAGCCAAUAUGAGAGCUCAGAAAACAUGACAAUCACCUGUUCCACCAAAGUCUGCUCAUUUGGAAAGCAAGUAGUAGAAAAAGUAGAGACGGAAUAUGCAAGGUUUGAGAAUGGCCGGUUUGUGUACAGAAUAAAUCGCUCUCCAAUGUGUGAAUAUAUGAUCAACUUCAUACACAAGCUCAAGCAUUUACCAGAGAAAUAUAUGAUGAACAGUGUAUUGGAAAAUUUUACAAUUUUGUUGGUUGUAACAAACAGGGAUACACAAGAAACCCUACUCUGCAUGGCUUGUGUAUUUGAAGUUUCGAACAGUGAACAUGGAGCACAACAUCACAUCUACAGGCUUGUAAAGGACUGAGCAGUUAUUUAUAUACACACUUCAUUACACUUCUUUAUCAAAAACACAGACUGUAAACCUCAACACUAAGUGGCAGUGCCUCUGGUCCAGCUUUCACCCACAUUUUUCUAAAUCCUGUUUUAGUGAAGUCAUUUUUAAUGUGUUCAUCUAUAAUUGUAGCUGUGAAAUUCUGGUACAGUUGUAAAAAAUUCUUUCUAAAACUAAGUGUUCUUCAAAUUUGUAAACGACAGUUCUUUGGGAAGACUGUAUUUAAGAACCUAAUGCCUUUGUCUGUGGAGGCUUAUUUUUAAUUGUGAUAGAAAAAUGUAAGACAGAGCAUUUGCCAUGGGGAAAACUUACAGCAUUUAUAAGAAUUUAUUUAGGGUUUUGUUUUGUUUUUUCCAAAAUAAAAUACUUAUUUUACGAUGCAAAUGAAAUUGAAAUGAAUCUUUAACUAUAACUGUAAAUUAGUACACAAAGUUAAUAAUCUUUAUAGAAUUAUCUUUGUAACUAAUUAGAGUGGAAGAUGCGGACGAAUGUAAUUCACUAAAUUAUUUUUUAAAAUGAAACAUUUUUUCUGUUUGAAACCAAAUGAUAAAUAUAGCCUUAAGAAAUGCCUGAUAGAAACAAGCAGGUCCUAAAAUUAGGCAAAUUUUGUAUUUUUUUUCUCAAUGUUAAAACUAAUCUUCUAAUUCAUUAAACUUUCCAACAGGUAUUGCAGAGAAAGAGAACAUCAUCCCUUAUACUUAACGUAUCUAGUGUAUUUUUAAAAAUAUAAAGUUGUGUUGUACUAAUAUGGAAAUUUGAUUAUUUAAUGAAAAAAUGAUGGCUCAUUUUGCAAUAAGUAGGUAAAUACUGAAAAUUUAGACUUACAUUUUAUGUAGUCUUGUGUGUGCAGUUAUAUUUUAUACGGACAACUAUAUUUUCUGUUGAGUGAAAAAUUUGCAAUACCGAAAUUAACAAACAUAGGGGGAAACAAUUGACAUUAUUACUGCAUUGCGAAUAAUCUGUAAACUGCAAGCUAGAAAAAGUAAUGUGGUUGAGAGAAGAAUACGUAGGCCAGUAAAAGCCUCAUCAGCUUUAAUGUCGCAGGGAUGCUAGAAAAUCACAACCAUCAUCAGGCAAAACAGAUUUGAAGGGUUAUGUUCUUCCUUUUCUCAUUCUUCACGAUGUUCCGGCACAUAUAUUAUCCCAGUUCUGUCUCCAGCAAGACAUGGUGCAUUUAGUACUAGUAGGCAGGGCAUGUAGGACACACCCAUCAAUACCAGUUAGGGUCUGAUUGCCUUUCACAUCCAGAAUACAGAUGUGCAGUGUUCAUCCCUCUGAUUAAUAAACUGAAAAGUAGGUAGUUCAGAGAAGAUUCUAUCAUAGAGUGAAUUGAAGAGAUUUUAAUGCUAGUAAGGAUUAAAAAUGUAGUCAUGGGUGUGAAUGGUUUUCUGGGAUACACACGUAUCCCAUGUUCUCUGAUUCUUAUUGGCACAGAAAUGAGGAGAAAUGGGUUAUAAUGGGAAAUAACUAGGCUAAAACAAUGCAAUCUGUUUGGCAAACCACAAAUCCUAACAGGACAUAUCAAACACAGGUUACAAGAUAAGAUGCAUGGCUGCUGCAAACAUCCAAAAAACACAUUUUUAAGAUAUCCUAUUUCCUAGAGGUGGAAGGGACUUUGAAAGGUCAUCGAGUCCAGCCCCCUGCCUUCAUUAGCAGGACUAAGUACUGAUUUUUCCCCAGAUCCUUAUGUGGCACCCUUAAGGAUUGAACCCCUCAAGGAUUUAACUCACAACCCUGGGUUUAGUAGGCUAAUGCUCAAACCACUGAGCUAUCCUUCCACUCAUGAUUAAGGCACAGAAAUGUGUUUCAACAGUUCCUUUCUCAGCUGCAGUUUUCAGGCAUGUGCCUAUAUGUAAUUAGAAGCUUGAAUUUGCCUCCAGGUAUAAUAUAUUGGUUACAGUUCUAAUUUUUAUGACACUGUCAUUCUAAAAAGUGCCCUCAGUUAUAGCCGCAUAAAUAUAGAUGAAGAUUCUUAGUCAGUAUACUGGCUAGAAGAGCAAUCAGUAUUUGUAAUGUGCAGCAAGUUGUGGGUUGUUGUAUGCUUGCCUUUCAUUGUGUUAAUCUUUAAUACUGUUAGGAUUUACAUUAGAGGAAGGGGCCAGCAUCUGGGGGGAGGGGUUUGAAAUUCCUUAGGCUAUAAAACAUCUGAUCUGUCUAACUAUAAAAGGUGGCAAGUAUCAGGGGGUAGCCGUGUUAGUCUGUAUCUACAAAAACAACAAGGAGUCUGGUGGCACCUUAAAGACUAACAGA
Messenger RNA from Malaclemys terrapin pileata, 3897 nucleotides. RefSeq names its product TEA domain transcription factor 1 (gene TEAD1). Gene Ontology annotation, biological process: regulation of transcription by RNA polymerase II; hippo signaling; embryonic organ development. Gene Ontology annotation, cellular component: transcription regulator complex. Gene Ontology annotation, molecular function: RNA polymerase II cis-regulatory region sequence-specific DNA binding; DNA-binding transcription factor activity, RNA polymerase II-specific. Bases 298 to 1620 code for a protein of 440 amino acids. The transcript has 12 exons. NCBI's taxonomy places the organism in Eukaryota, Metazoa, Chordata, Testudines, Emydidae. The record is from RefSeq and is a predicted model, not a curated record.